Messenger RNA from Dunckerocampus dactyliophorus (ringed pipefish), 3582 nucleotides. It is a transcript of the gene creb3l1, whose product is annotated as cAMP responsive element binding protein 3-like 1. Bases 454 to 1920 code for a protein of 488 amino acids. The transcript has 13 exons. Gene Ontology annotation, biological process: regulation of transcription by RNA polymerase II. Gene Ontology annotation, molecular function: cAMP response element binding; DNA-binding transcription factor activity, RNA polymerase II-specific. NCBI's taxonomy places the organism in Eukaryota, Metazoa, Chordata, Actinopteri, Syngnathiformes, Syngnathidae. The record is from RefSeq and is a predicted model, not a curated record.
CUUUUUAUCGAACCGAGCCAAAAGAACCGUCUCUCUAAAAAGAGCCGACAUUUCCAUCACGACUGGCUAAAUGCUGAAUGGUGACUCAGCUGUUUAAUAAGUACGCAUUGGAAAAGAGUUUUCUGACGUCGGGUAUGUUGGUGUGCGUGUUUGCUACGUCACGCCUCGUGGGCGGGGCUUCGCUGAAUAUUCAUGUGCGCGUGGGAGCUCCGGUGCUCGAGAGAGAAAGCUGAAAGGAGGCUCGGCUCUCCAGCGGCUGGAUGAGGAUGACGGCCGUUCCCACAUUCAUGUGAAUUACCGCCACCGUCGAGCCUGCCACUCGCAACCGGAGCCCAGAGACCGAGUGACGUCCUCUGUGGCCGCCGGUACCGCGGCCGGGUGUCAGGACGAGCUGUUUGGGACGUUUUGUUUCAUGACUUCUUACCGGCACGUGCGCAACUAUAAUAGGCUACAAUGAUGGAGUCUAUCUUGGACACUUUGACAGCAGAUAAACUUUACUCGUCCGGAAGCACCAACCUGUUGGACCUGGAGGAACUCAACGACGGAGAUUUCCUCACCAACGUGCCUUUCUCGGGUGACCAGAUGGAGGACUUCAGCAGUGAGCUAUUCAGCAGUUUCUUUGAGGACCACCUGCUAGAGCGCCCCCUGCUGGCAGACCGACAUUCACUUCUACACAUGGACAUCGACAGCAGCCCAGAUAUCCAAGCGGAGCACAGCUAUUCUUUGAGUGAAGACUCCGCCCCCCAGAGCCCUGCCCUGUCAGUCAAGAUGGACCAAGACUCGGAGUUUGAAUGGAGCUUCAGUCAGGAUCUGUCAGCCAUCUUAGUGAAACAGGAGGACCCUGAUGUGGGUCAGAGGUCAGAUCCACAGCCUGUGGACGGCCCAGCUUUCAUCCUAAGCCCUGCUCCUCCACGAAGAGGAUCGCCGUGGAGACACACAGUGCACAGUCCGGAUGAUGUCAAGCCGGUGGCUAUUAAAGAUGAACCGAGAGAGAUGGGACAGUACCUCAGCCUGGCUAGCGACGACGCCCUCCAGCUGCCACCCACUCCGCCGAGCAGUAACCACGGCGACAGUGACGGUUCCCUGCCACCCUCCUCCCCCCACCCCCCUCUGCCGCCGUCUUCCCCGCAGCCCCAACAGAGGCCAGGGGGUCGUGGCUCCUUGUCCUCCUCAUCUACAGCCAUCUCAUCUUCACCUCUACUAACCGCACCACACAAGCUGCAGGGUUCCGGACCGCUCAUGCUGACAGAGGAAGAAAAGCGGACUCUGGUCGCUGAGGGAUAUCCUGUACCCAACAAACUUCCUCUCACCAAGAGUGAAGAAAAGGCGCUGAAGAGAGUCAGACGAAAGAUAAAAAAUAAGAUCUCAGCUCAGGAGAGUCGGAGGAAGAAGAAAGAGUAUGUGGAAUGUCUGGAGAAAAAGGUGGACAACUACACGUCAGAAAAUGGCGACCUGUGGAGAAAAGUGGAAAACCUGGAGACUGCCAACAGGAGCCUCCUACAGCAGCUGCAGAAACUCCAGUCGCUAAUUUCAGGGAAAGUUGUCCCCCGCUCUUGUAAAAUAGCAUCAACUCAAACAGGGACGUGCCUCAUGAUGAUGGCCUUGUGUUUUGUCCUGGUUUUGGGGUCCUUCUCUCCUUGCCUCUCCUCCCUCUCUUUCGUCACUCAUGUCUCGUCCCCUCCCUCGACCCAGUCAGAGGAUCUAUACGCCACCAGUCAGGUCCGUUCCCGCAGCCUCCUCUUCUUCGAUGAAGACUCUCCGCUGGAGGACACAACAGCGACAUUACUAGUGGAGAGUAUAGAGUCACAAAGUGGCUUUCAGACAAGCCGCUACACAGCCGACGCCCACAGGAACGAUACAAGAGGGCCCAAGUUGGACCACAGAGAAACGAAACCAAAAGAGGUUUCAGAAUUCUUCUGACAGCGUGACCCAUCGUUUUGUCACAUCCCAGGAUCCCGACUGCAAUAGCCGCUCCCUCCGAUUCAUUGCACCCCCGCCCAUACACCUGCCCGUAUUUAUUAAGAACAUCUCACGUUGCAACUUUGAAUCAAGUGACAUCAUAGAUCUCAUUCACUUCAUGUAAGCACAUAAACACCUCCACUGUGGGUUUCUUCUUCAGCGUGUUUUAAAGUCAGCAUGCUGGUGUCCUUCAGGACAGGAAGUCAUUCAAGUGCCUUCCUCUCGCCUUUCUCCACUUGGCCUUAAACAAAAGGUUUAGAGAGCCAACCAAAGACCCCCAGUAUUAAGACAAUGUAACGUUUUUAACAGACCAGUUCAUCUACCUAUGUGUGGCUGUGAAAUCUGUGUGACACCCUUUGAGGUCCAACUUUUCCAUUUCAUCAGCCUGAAUUCAUUUAUAUUGUUCCCCCCCCACCACCGCCAAAAUAUAAUCAUGUUCCUGUUGGAGAGGUCUAACAGAGGGUGACACACAACUAUGUAUUUUUAUGGAUUUAAAACUGUACUGUAUAUAUAAUAUAUUUGCAGCAUCAAAAUCAAGCAUAUUUAAAUUAUGCAACAAAAAAAGAAUAAACGUAUUGUUUUUAAGAUUACUUUAUAUUGUCUUGUUUUUCUAAAUAAUGUAAAAAAAAAAAAAGCCACAAAAAUAACAAUAGUUUUGCAAGCAUCAAGAAAGAGCAUAUUUGCUUUUUUUGUUGCAUAAUACAAUGACAUGUUGUGUUGACCAUUGGGACUGUGUAAAGAUGAAGAUGGUGGUGUGGUAGUGUAAGUGCUCUGUGGGGUUGUGGGGGGUUGCUGUACUGUACAGUAAUUCUGUUUUACGUUUCACUGCUAUUGCACCAAAAUGCCAUUUUCCCCCCUUAAAAUGAAAGAAACAUUGACAUGUUUGCAAAAUAUUCAACAGGAAUUGCCCCCGAUUACCACAAUCGAACUGGAUUGCGGUAUUACAAAUUAUGUCUGUGCGACAGUAGUGUGUCUUGUAUUUAUUUGUAUUUGUAGAAAGUGUUUAUUGCUGAAUUACAUUCCUGGAUGUGAAAAACCACUACCAUCCUUAAAAGAACCUGAGAUAAAAAUGUUCUCCACCACUACUCAUCAUUUGAGAAUGAAAUGUACACAUUGCAGUGCACUCUGGUCCCAAAAGACGACAUUCAACAGACCUGUCACACUGUUUUGUGUAUGGUUUGGUCUACUCACAACAUGUCAUACGUCAGUGUACACACAGUAUAUUGUGUGCUCUUGUAAAUAUGAGCCCAACCGCUGGAGACAUGUUGCAAAGCCAUCUGUGUUUUUUAAUGGGUUAGGAAGAUUGAUGGAGGGGUUGGGUCACUUUUUCCCAAACGUGGACAACAAUGAAGCUAAACUGUCUGGACAUCUGGCUCACAAAUGCUUGAGGAGAAAAUCAAAUCAAGCAAUUUCCACAGAGGAUUGUUGUUAUUGUUUGUUGUACAGAACCUUGCAUGUUCCUCCGUAUAUUCCCAUGUUAUCGUAGUGUAGUCAGUAGAGUAGAAACCAGCAAAAUAUUAAAAAUCUGCAUCAGCAUCGCCGUGUCUGUGGAGUUGCUUGCUUCUGUGUCCGUCCAAUGUGAGCGCCAAGCACACAUUAGCUGAAGUGCUUGAGGAUGAGCUG